Molecule: messenger RNA, 3291 nt
Organism: Peromyscus californicus insignis
Lineage: Eukaryota; Metazoa; Chordata; Mammalia; Rodentia; Cricetidae
Product: cyclin-dependent kinase-like 5
Exons: 20
Coding region: 272-3277 (1001 amino acids)
Biological process (GO): regulation of dendrite development; protein phosphorylation; positive regulation of axon extension
Cellular component (GO): nucleus; dendrite cytoplasm
Molecular function (GO): ATP binding; protein kinase activity
Source: RefSeq, a predicted model, not a curated record
GGGAAGGUAAAGCGGUGACGGCGGCCGCGGGAGUGGAGGCUUCCCCACUAGAGGUGGGGGGAAUCGGCAGGAUAUUCUACAUUUGAGAAGAACCAGACUUUACGUGGCAUUUUCUGUUUUGAAGGACCUCACCAUUGAACAAAUGUAUGGAAGUUCCUUGCCAAGCAUUCUUCAUUGGGACAUUUUUUUCCUGCUUACCGAAUAACUUUUUCAAAAGUUCCUUUUUUGGUGCCAUGUUCUGUGGCUUACAUCAAAAGAGGAGUUUGUCUUCAUGAAGAUUCCUAACAUUGGUAAUGUGAUGAAUAAAUUUGAGAUCCUUGGGGUUGUAGGUGAAGGAGCCUAUGGAGUUGUACUUAAAUGCAGACACAAGGAAACACAUGAAAUUGUGGCAAUCAAGAAAUUCAAGGACAGUGAAGAAAAUGAAGAAGUCAAGGAAACGACUUUACGAGAGCUUAAAAUGCUUCGCACUCUCAAGCAGGAAAACAUUGUGGAGCUGAAGGAAGCCUUUCGCCGGAGAGGGAAACUGUACCUGGUGUUUGAGUAUGUUGAGAAAAAUAUGCUUGAGUUGCUGGAAGAAAUGCCAAAUGGAGUUCCACCUGAAAAAGUGAAAAGCUAUAUCUACCAACUAAUCAAAGCUAUUCACUGGUGCCACAAGAAUGACAUUGUCCAUAGAGAUAUAAAGCCUGAAAAUCUCUUAAUCAGCCACAAUGAUGUCCUGAAACUAUGCGACUUCGGUUUUGCUCGGAAUCUCUCCGAAGGCAAUAAUGCGAAUUACACAGAGUAUGUGGCUACAAGGUGGUACCGGUCACCAGAGCUAUUACUUGGAGCUCCCUAUGGAAAAUCUGUGGACAUGUGGUCAGUGGGCUGUAUUCUUGGGGAGCUUAGUGAUGGACAGCCCUUAUUUCCUGGAGAAAGUGAAAUUGACCAACUCUUUACUAUUCAGAAGGUGCUAGGACCACUUCCAUCUGAGCAGAUGAAGCUCUUCUAUAGUAAUCCUCGUUUCCAUGGGCUCCGGUUUCCGGCUGUUAACCAUCCUCAGUCAUUAGAGAGAAGAUACCUUGGAAUUUUAAAUAGUGUUUUACUUGACCUUAUGAAGAAUUUACUGAAGUUGGACCCAGCUGACAGAUACUUGACAGAACAGUGUUUGAAUCACCCUACAUUUCAAAGCCAGAGACUUUUGGAUCGGUCUCCUUCAAGGUCAACGAAAAGGAAACCUUAUCAUGUGGAAAGCAGCACACUGUCUAAUAGAAGCCAGUCCAGCAAGGGUGCCGCUUUACAGACUCACCACAGAUCCAACAGCAAGGACAUUCAGAACCUAAGUGUGGGUCUGCCCCGGGCUGAUGAAGGCCUUCCUGCAAAUGAAAGCUUCCUGAAUGGAAACCUUGCUGGAGCUACUCUCAGUCCGAUGCACACCAAAACCUACCAAGCAAGCACCCAGUCUGGGUCUUCCAGCAAAGAUCUCACAAACAACAACAUACCACACCUUCUCAGCCCAAAAGAAGCCAAGUCCAAAACAGAGUUUGACUUCAAUAUUGACCCAAAGCCUUCAGAAGGUCCAGGCACCAAGUACCUCAAGUCUAGCAGCAGAUCUCAGCAGAACAGGCACUCGUUCAUGGAAAGCUCCCAGAGCAAAGCUGGGACGCUGCAGCCUAGUGAGAAGCAGAGUCGGCACAGCUAUAUCGACACCAUUCCCCAGUCCUCCAGGAGUCCAUCCUACAGGACGAAGGCCAAAAGCCAUGGGGCGUUGAGUGACUCCAAGUCUGUGAGCAACCUUUCAGAAGCCAGAGCCCAAAUCACGGAGACCAAUACCAGUAGAUACUUCCCAUCCAGUUGCUUGGACUUGAACUCUCCCACCAGCCCAACCCCCACCAGGCACAGUGACACAAGAACUUUACUCAGCCCUUCAGGUAGAAAUAACCGAAACGAGGGCACACUGGACUCACGCCGAACUACCACCAGACACUCAAAAACCAUGGAAGAGUUGAAGCUGCCUGAACACAUGGACAGCAGCCAUUCACAUUCGCUGUCUGCACCUCAUGAAUCAUUUUCUUAUGGGCUAGGCUACACCAGCCCCUUCUCCUCUCAGCAACGUCCACACAGGCAUUCCAUGUAUGUGACCCGGGACAAAGUGAGAGCUAAAGGCCUUGAUGGAAGCUUGAGCAUAGGGCAAGGGAUGGCGGCCAGAGCAAACAGCUUGCAGCUCUUAUCACCCCAGCCUGGAGAACAGCUCCCUCCAGAGAUGACUGUGGCAAGACCUUCUGUUAAAGAGUCCUCCAGAGAAGGCACCUCUUCAUUCCACACCCGUCAGAAGUCUGAGGCUGGAGUGUACCAUGACCCACACUCUGACGAUGGCACGGCUCCCAAAGAAAAUCGGCAUCUGUACAAUGAUCCUGUCCCACGGAGAGUUGGUAGCUUUUAUAGAGUGCCAUCUCCACGACCAGACAAUUCUUUCCAUGAAAAUAAUGUAUCUACCCGGGUUUCUUCUCUGCCAUCUGAUAGCAGUUCUGGUACCAAUCAUUCAAAAAGACAACCAGGAUUCGAUCCAUGGAAAAGCCCUGAAAAUAUUAGUCAUUCUGAUCAACUCAAAGAAAAGGAGAAGCAAGGUUUUUUCAGGUCAAUGAAAAAGAAAAAGAAGAAAUCUCAAACAACAGACUCUACCAACGGGGAGAAUCCAAGCAUCAAGAAAUCCCUCUUUCCUCUUUUUAAUUCAAAGAAUCAUUUAAAGCAUAGUUCUUCUUUGAAAAAGCUUCCUGUAGUCACUCCACCCAUGGUACCCAAUACUGAUGGUCCCGACCUUCUGACUUUACAGAAAGCCAUUCAUUCUUCUAGCACUGCAAGCAGCAGACCAAAGGAGUGGCGACCUGAGAAGCUCUCAGAUCUACAGACCCAGAGCCAACCACUAAAAUCCCUUCGCAAGCUGUUGCAUCUCUCUUCAUCCACCAAUCACCCGGCUUCUUCAGAUCCUCGUUUCCAGCCCUUAACAGCUCAACAAACCAAAAAUUCCUUCUCAGAAAUUCGGAUUCACCCCCUGAGCCAGGCUUCUGGUGGGAGCAGCAACAUCCGGCAGGAGCCUACACCAAAGGGCAGGCCAGCCCUUCAGCUGCCAGGUCAGAUGGAUCCUGGAUGGCACGUGUCCUCUGUGACCAGGAGUGCCACAGAGGGGCCUUCCUAUUCUGAACAGCUGGGUGCCAAGAGUGGGCCAAACGGGCACCCUUAUAACAGAACAAAUCGCUCACGAAUGCCAAAUCUGAAUGAUUUAAAAGAGACAGCCUUGUAAUUUAUGCUGGCAUG